AUGUGGCAACAAUGCACUUGUGCAUUUGGUGAACUCCAGAACCACAGAAAUUAUGGGUUAGAAAACUCUCCAAAACUUAAAUGGAUUACAAAGCACAGAUCUCGUUUUAAAACCAAACUGAUUAAAUCCUUUACACAAGCCAUAAUUAAUGGUGCAAUGAUUGAGUCUAACGUGAGUCGGAGUUGCGAGUGGUGCGCUGGAGGAGGUGACGGGACCGGCGCGCACUUGGAUGAAAAUCACUCAGACCACAGUCUGAGCCCGACAGGACACUUGAUAGUCGCAGUGUGCCUUGGAUUCAUCGGAACUUUCGGUUUUCUCAACAACACGCUCGUGCUCGUCCUGUUCUGUCGCUACAAAGUGCUUCGCUCGCCUAUGAACUGUCUUCUGAUCAGCAUCUCAGUGAGCGAUCUGCUGGUCUGCGUCCUCGGCACUCCGUUCAGCUUCGCCGCCAGCACGCAGGGUCGCUGGCUCAUCGGGCGCGCGGGAUGCGUGUGGUACGGUUUCAUCAAUUCAUUCCUGGGCGUCGUGUCUCUAAUCUCUCUGGCGGUUCUCUCAUACGAGCGUUACUGCACCAUGAUGGGCUCCACACAGGCCGACUCCACCAACUACCGAAAAGUGGUCAUAGGCAUUGCUUUCUCCUGGAUUUAUUCCAUGGUUUGGACUCUUCCGCCACUGUUCGGAUGGAGCUGCUACGGUCCGGAGGGUCCCGGCACCACCUGCAGUGUCAACUGGGCCGCGCGGACACCCAACAACGUGUCUUACAUUGUCUGUCUGUUUGUCUUCUGCCUUAUUCUCCCUUUUAUCGUGAUUGUCUACAGCUACGGCAGACUCCUUCAGGCUAUCACACAGGUGAGCAGGAUCAAUACGGUGGUGAGUCGUAAACGGGAGCAGCGUGUGCUCUUCAUGGUGGUCACCAUGGUUGUCUGUUACCUGCUUUGCUGGUUGCCGUAUGGGAUAAUGGCGCUGCUGGCUACGUUCGGGCAUCCUGGACUGGUUACACCAGCAGCCAGCAUCGUUCCUUCUCUGUUAGCCAAAAGCAGCACCGUCAUAAACCCAAUCAUCUACAUCUUCAUGAACAAACAGUUUUGCAGAUGUUUCCAUGCGCUCAUCAUGUGCACCACCCCAGAGAGAGGCUCCAGCUUUAAAAACUCUUCCAAAGUCACCAAAACUCUCAGGACAGUGCGACGUGCCAAUGGCCAGAAUGUGACCUUCGCUGUGGCAUCGGCCGUCCAUCGAACUCCGAACAGUGACAGACAGAAAAGUUCCUCGGAGGGUGAGAAACUCCCUCUAGCUAUGGGUCAGGGCACCAGCAAACCUGUUGUCUCUCUUGUGGCCUAUUACAACGGCUGAGGUUGUACAGUCGAGCAAACUUUGGGGUAUUAGAGUUGACCAAAAUCAUGGAUCGUGUUAAAAGGUAAUACAACUGGAAAGUGGGCGUGUCUUGCAGAGCAGUAUGGAUCAUUGCCAUGCCCCCUCUGGCCACACCCAUCGCUGGCAGUCAUGCCAUGUUGCAUGCACAGCAUAUGAAAAGAAUGGACACUGAAUAUGUACAGGAGAAAGGGAUGGCACUACUUUCGUACAUGGAUCUGAUUGUUUGCUGAUGCUUCUUAUAAGUCCAGAUUGUAAAUGUGCUCUCGGAUUGUGGCGUGUUGACUCUCUCUUUGAAACUGAGCAUAAGCCGUUUUGUAUUUUUCUUCAUCAAGCACAGUUUCUUUCUGGUGUUUGACAACCACUCUAGAAGAGAUU
Molecule: messenger RNA, 1746 nt
Organism: Danio aesculapii
Lineage: Eukaryota; Metazoa; Chordata; Actinopteri; Cypriniformes; Danionidae
Gene: tmtopsb
Product: teleost multiple tissue opsin b
Biological process (GO): visual perception; G protein-coupled receptor signaling pathway
Cellular component (GO): photoreceptor outer segment; membrane
Molecular function (GO): G protein-coupled receptor activity
Source: RefSeq, a predicted model, not a curated record